Molecule: messenger RNA, 309 nt
Organism: Acanthocheilonema viteae
Lineage: Eukaryota; Metazoa; Nematoda; Chromadorea; Rhabditida; Onchocercidae
Source: the annotation of a GenBank genome assembly
AUGAUCACCCUUUUGGCAACCAUGCAAUUACCCGUCACUUACGCUUGCGCAGCUACUCCGCCAGUUGCAACUCCAACUUCAACUUCAGUUCAACCUUCUACACCAACACCAACUCCCCUUUGCAUACAACCAACAGUAACACCACCGUUGCAACUGAUGUCUGGUAUAACAGUAAAUCAAAUGAAUUUUAUAAAUAUUCAACCAGGAAUCGUAUCAAUACCAUUAGUUUGCAACAGAAAAAAACAAUGGGAAACCGGCGAGCCGCCAUUGGUUGUUUCUACGAUAGAAUGUGUCCUCAGCACUCGUUAA